AUGAACGAAUUAAUCUGGGUCAACGUGUCGCCUCGAGUAGACAGGUCAAAAGUCGAGUUGGCCGAGACAGCCUGGCAUUGCGGCGCACAGGGCAAAAGUUUUGAUACUGGCAUCAAAAGUGAACACGACAGUGAUGAUACCUCCCUCAUUGAUCCUGCGAUUCUGUAUCCGCCGCCCCCUGAAGCAGAGGCCGGGAACAGCUCGGAAGACGGCACACUGUUCCACGGAUUUUUGGACAUCGAAAACCGGGACUACUACGAUGAUGGUAGGCUUAGAGAGGCUGGUAUUUCGGCAGCCUUGUACAGUUCCGAACCAGCAGGAACGGCAGAAUCGGAUUACGACACUCCCCACUCGCUCGACGACGAUGCCGGCAAUGCUUCUUCUGCUUACCCGUCGGCUCCUCUGAACCCGACACAGCCACAGAUUGGCUUGCCAGCUGUCGGGGUGCAGCAAGAACACUGGCCAUACCCACAACCUGUUCGGCCAGCAGACACGCUUCACCAGUACUACCAGGAUACGCGGCUCGUGACACGGGCGGGACAGCAGGGCCGUAUCCGGCGUCGUCAGCGUUCUUCCGUGAACCAGAACCAUCCGCCUGGAUUGCUGCCGCCUUGGCUCAUAUCUUCCUACCGCUCAGCCAGCCUGACACACCACAAACCUCUCACGGCUGCGUGGGCCCAACACGAGCUCGACCUCUUGGAGCGAACGCCCCGGUCUGAAAUCGACGACGCAUUCCGUGACCAGCACUUUCCCGACCGCACGGAUUUGGCUGUCAGCGCAAAGUGGCUGGAACUGUGUCGCAACCGUCAGCACCGUCAAAUCAUUCUUUGGAAGAGAGAGGCAGAGGCAGAGGCUGCACGGCCUCUGCCGGUACGAGGGCCCAUGAGCCCCACAAGCCCCAUGGGCUCCACAGCUUCCACCGACCAACAGUCCCCGCCGGCCGCAGGCAACGAGCCAAGUGGCGAGAAAGGCUCGGACCGUGAGGAAGAAAGCAACGAAGAUGCCAAAGACGAGGACACCUGUCCGGAUGAGGUCGGUAUGGAUGAUGCUCCGACUGCAGAAGACGAGCUGUGA
This is a messenger RNA of Grosmannia clavigera kw1407, 1074 nucleotides long. RefSeq lists its product as uncharacterized. The record is from RefSeq and is a predicted model, not a curated record. The transcript has 3 exons. NCBI's taxonomy places the organism in Eukaryota, Fungi, Ascomycota, Sordariomycetes, Ophiostomatales, Ophiostomataceae. The coding region runs from base 1 to 1074 and encodes 357 amino acids.